GAAACGGACACCGUGGAUUUGAGAAAAGUUUAAAUACAUUUGGUGUGAGAGGCAGAACGCUCGUCUUCGAUCAGAUUACUGUGCCAUACAACGCCGAUACAGAUAGAGAAGAAAUGGAUACACUGACGCGCAAAAGCACAUCCCUGGAUUGGAGAGUCACCAUCUUGUCUUUCUGCGUCGUUGCUGCAGUCGGAGGACAAAUUCGUUAUUCUGUUCCGGAGGAGAUGAGAAAAGGGCUGAUUGUCGGAAACGUUGCAAAGGAUCUGGGCUUGGAGAUGAAAAGGUUGGUAACUGGUAGGGCUCGACUUGUUAUUGAAGGCAGUAACCAGUACGUCGCGCUGGACCAGAACAAAGGACAUAUUGUUGUGAACGAAAGAACAGACAGAGAAAAAUUAUGCGCCAAGAAAACUCCGUGCAGCUUCACUCUGGAAAUUGUCCUCGAAGAUCCACUUGAAUUGUUUGCCGUUACCAUUGAAAUACAAGAUAUUAAUGAUCAUUCUCCGGUUUUUCCCAAAAAGGAAAUUAAUUUAGAAAUAAGCGAAUCAACGCCCAUUGGGACUAUAUUCUUACUCGACAGUGCAGCUGAUCCCGACGUCGGAAUGAACGCCCUGCAGAGCUACUCUUUAAAAGCAAAUGAUAAUUUCAUUCUUAAACAGCACACUCGGUCAGAUGGGAGCAAAUACGCUGAAAUGGUGCUCGAGCGCGCGCUUGACCGCGAAAGAAAAACCGAACACGCCCUGAUAUUAACGGCUGUGGAUGGCGGAGAACCGCAGAGAUCUGGAACGGUUAGGAUACAUGUGUCCGUUCUUGACGCAAAUGACAACGCGCCUGUUUUUACGCAGCCGUUAUAUAAAUUGGCAGUGUUGGAAAAUGUGCCGCGUGGCACAAAUAUUAUCACAGUGACUGCUGUGGACGCAGAUCAAGGUUACAACGGAAACGUAACUUAUUCUUUCACGCAUCUGGAGGAUGACUCCUCUUGUCCUUUCCAAAUAAAUUCUUACAGUGGGGAGAUCAAACUCACAGGUGACAUCGACUAUGAAAUGUCUCCAAAUUAUGAAAUUAAUCUUCAGGCAAAAGAUCCGUGGGGUGUUCUGGGCGUCAGCAAAUUAAUUGUUGAUGUAGUCGAUGUAAAUGAUAACACUCCAGUCAUCACAAUGGCUUCUUUUUCUGGUAAAAUUUCGGAGGAUUCGACCCCAGGUACAGUUGUAGCUCUGGUUAGUGUCCAAGAUAAAGAUUCUGGUAAAAACGGAAUUGUUCAUUUAAAAGUAGAUGAGCGCCUCCCGUUUAAAAUAAAAUCAUCUCUCAGAAACUAUUACGCAUUAGUAACUGAACAAGACCUUGACAGAGAAAAGCAGUCUCGAUAUAAUAUCACACUAACUGCCACAGACGAAGGCUUGCCCGCUUUAUCAAGCAUUAAAACUGUCGUUUUAGAUGUUACUGACGUUAAUGACAAUGCCCCGACUUUCAGUCAAAGUGUUUACGUCACUCAGGUAAUGGAGAAUAAUUCUCCUGGUGUCCCUGUGUUGCAGACACAGGCCUCCGAUCCAGAUCUGGGUCAGAACGCACGGGUAUCAUAUUUGCUUAUAGAUGAAGAUGUGAAUGGAAUUCCGGUUUCCACUUACUUCUCGAUUAACACGGAGAGUGGAGUCAUUCAGUCUCUGCGUUCUCUCGAUUACGAGCAAGUCAAAGUGUACAAAAUGCGAGUUAAGGCGCAAGAUGGGGGCUCGCCACCACUCAGCAGCAACGCGACAGUUUUUGUACACGUCCAGGACCAGAACGACAACGCCCCUCAGGUUCUGUACCCGGUCCAGACUGGAGGCUCUGUGGUGGCUGAGAUGGUUCCUCGUUCAGCAGAUGUGGGCUAUCUGGUGACUAAAGUGGUGGCUGUUGAUGUGGACUCUGGACAGAAUGCUUGGCUCUCCUAUAAACUGCAGAAAGCCACAGACAGGGCGCUGUUUGAAGUGGGUUUACAGAAUGGAGAAAUAAGAACUAUCCGCCAAGUCACUGAUAAAGAUGCUGUCAAACAAAGACUGACUGUGUUCGUGGAGGACAACGGGCAGCCCUCUCGUUCAGCUACAGUCAUUGUUAACGUGGCGGUGGCGGACAGCUACCCUGAAGUGCUGUCAGAGUUCACUGACUUUACGCACGACAAGGAGUACAAUGACAACCUGACUUUUUACUUAGUGCUGGCUUUGGCUGUAGUUUCCUUUCUCUUCAUCACGUGUUUAGUGGUUAUUAUAUCAGUGAAAAUCUACAGAUGGAGGCAAUCUCGCAUCCUAUAUCACUCCAGUCUCCCGGUGAUUCCUUAUUAUCCACCACGUUACUCAGACACUUUGGGGACAGGGACUCUGCCACACGUGUACAGCUACGAGGUGUGCAGGACGACUGACUCCAGAAAGAGUGACAUUAAACCAACCCACUAUAUGGAGCCGAUGAGCCCGAGUUUGGUUAGUGUUGAUAAGGCUGGAACAGAUGCACAACAAAAUGAAGAAGACUCACUGACAAUGUCUCGCUUGCCGACUCUGGUAAGUUCACUUAAUUUUAUAAAAAAUGCAUAUUGACUUUGUCGACAAACA
Messenger RNA from Thalassophryne amazonica, 2576 nucleotides. RefSeq names its product protocadherin gamma-A2-like. NCBI's taxonomy places the organism in Eukaryota, Metazoa, Chordata, Actinopteri, Batrachoidiformes, Batrachoididae. Bases 114 to 2561 code for a protein of 815 amino acids. Gene Ontology annotation, molecular function: calcium ion binding. Gene Ontology annotation, cellular component: plasma membrane. The record is from RefSeq and is a predicted model, not a curated record. Gene Ontology annotation, biological process: homophilic cell-cell adhesion. The transcript has a single exon.